CAUCUCGAAAGUGGGCUAAAAUUCAGGAUGCUUGGAAUGGAGUUAGCCGGAAGGACGAAGUACGAUCCUAGCGGACAAUGCUGGUACGGUGAACGACUUCCACCGGUGUUGAACCCGGCUGCUGGUUUGGGUAGGAUUAUUCUGGAUGCGUUGGCUCGUUCCCCCGACAAGGUCAUACAGAUCAAUGCGGACACCGGUCGGAGGACAACCUGUGCCGAGAUGCGACUUCGCAUAAUACGCGUAGCGCUUCACUUGCGUCGGCUUGGCUUCCGGAAGGGGGAGUUUGUGAGUUUGGCCUGCGCCAACGGGGAGCAGGUGGUACCGGUGUUCAUCGGUUGCUUGGUGCUGGGAUUAGCAGUGAACCCGUUGGCACCGGUUUUCAACCGGGAAGACUUUGCGCACAUGAUGAGGCAAACGCAAUCGAGGCUAGUGUUUUGUGACGAAGCGAACCGUGCGGUGGUGGAGCAAGCGGUGAAGGAUGCCAUAACGGCCAAGGAUGUGCGGUUGUUCGAUACGGGCACAGGAGUGACAUCGGUGGAGAAGCUACUGCAACCGAUCGAGGGAGAGAAAGACUUCCGGGCGGAAUAUUUAGGUGACGCUACGAAGCUUCUUGCGCUGGUUCUCUGUUCCUCAGGGACGACUGGCCUUCCUAAGGGUGUCUGUUUGUCGCAAGCACAUUUUGUCGACGAGAUGGUUUUCUCCACGGAUGUUUCCGAUGGACCGAUUUUCAGCUUCAGUUCCCUUUUCUGGGCGACCGGACUGUUCGGAGUGACAACAUCUCUACUGCACAGUCGACCCCGUGUGUUCACGAGCAACCCCUUUACCCCGGAACUGCUGCUGCAAGUGAUCGAAAAGUAUCGCGUCGAGACCGUUUUCACACCGCCAUCGUACGUGUCGAUACUGCUGGCACAUCCUCGAUUGGCCAAGGCGGAUUUGAGCAGCGUACGAUCGUGGCAGCUCGGUGGAUCGAUGGUUGCAGAAGAGUUGCUGCUGCAGAUGCAACCCCAUCUUCCAAAUGCGCAUAUGCGCUCCAUCUAUGGCAGCUCAGAGAUUGGUUUUAUCACACGCUGCAUGAUACCCGUAAGCGUCCCGACUUCUGUUGGUUCCUUGGGAGUGAACGUAGAGUGCCGAUUGGUGGACGAAUCAGGAAAGAUUGUUGGUCCGGGUGUUCACGGGGAGAUACUGGUGCGCCAUCGGUUUAUGUUUUUGGGAUAUUUGAACAACCCGGAGGCGACUAAGAAUGCCCUUACUGAGGAUGGCUUUUUCCGCACGGGCGACAUCGGGUACAUGGACGCCGAGGGUAACUUGUUCGUGAUCGAUCGCAUCAAGGAUAUCAUCAAGUACACCAACUACCAAAUUUCGCCGUCUGAUUUGGAAGGAAUAAUUCAGAAAAUCGAUGGUGUGAAGCAAGUUUGCGUGAUCGGCGUUCCUUUGCCGGAUCGUUCUUCAGAUUUAGCAACGGCUGUUGUCGAACGAGUACCAGGCUCCAGUAUCCGUGAGGAGGACAUUGUACGGAUCGUCGAUGGACAGGUCGCCGACUUUAAACGGCUACGAGGCGGUGUACGAUUCGUCGACAGCUUCCCAAUGACUCCUUCGGGGAAGAUUCUACGACGUGCCGUUAAGCAGAUGUUCAAUGAAACGACAUAAACCUGGUUUUUGAUCAGCUAUACUUUAAUUGAAUUAAAUUUACCAUAACUUGUAUGAUACCUUCAGUUUAGUUCGGGAAAUUGUUA
Molecule: messenger RNA, 1733 nt
Organism: Anopheles coustani
Lineage: Eukaryota; Metazoa; Arthropoda; Insecta; Diptera; Culicidae
Exons: 3
Coding region: 28-1647 (539 amino acids)
Biological process (GO): long-chain fatty acid metabolic process; fatty-acyl-CoA biosynthetic process
Molecular function (GO): long-chain fatty acid-CoA ligase activity
Source: RefSeq, a predicted model, not a curated record